Messenger RNA from Amoebophrya sp. A25, 1485 nucleotides. The record is from the annotation of a GenBank genome assembly. Lineage: Eukaryota; Dinophyceae; Syndiniales; Amoebophryaceae.
ACUCCAGUGGGCAGCUGGUGCGUUGCGAUGCGCCAAGAAUAUCGUCAUGAAAGCCGUGGAGCAGAAUGGCCGCGCACUUAGGUACCCCUCUUUUUUUGGAUAUGAUAUGGCUUUACUUAUAGAAAUUAGUACUACUUCGCCAACAUUUUCUUUUCUUGUAUACUCUUUUAUCUGUCAUUGAUUAUUAUUCACGGGCGGCAGGUUUGUCUUCAGUCAUUGUUUGCGCACUUUUGGCGGCCGGGGGCCACGUCUCCCCGCAGCAAGAUCCAUAUAUGUUCCAGGGCUUGGGGCCACGGUGCGCCCUCUAGCGUAGGGGGGGGGUGCCGUAGCCCCGGACCCCUUUUGAAGGCGUCUGCCGGGGGUGGAAGGCCUCAAAAGGGCUCCAAGUGACCUCCUCCGCUCCCUUCCAGGUGCUUGGCUGUCCCCUAGAGGCCUCCGACGUAGGUGGAAGGCCUCAAGAGGGGCCCAGGGGGCCGCCUCUGCUUCCUUUCCAGGUGCUUGGCUGUUCCCUAGAGGCUUCCGAGGUAGGUGGAAGGCCUCAAAAGGGGGGCAGGUGGCCUCCUCCGCUCCCUUCCAGCUGCCUGGCUGUCCCCUACAGGCUUCCGACAUUGGUGGGAGGCUUCAAAAGGGGCCCAAGGGACCGCCUGCGCCCCUUUCCAGGUGCCUGCCUGUGUCUUAGGUGCCUCCGAUAUGCUUCGCAGCCGCAGCAGUGCGCCGGCAGUGGAAGGCCUCCGAAGGCGGCAAAAGGCGAGGGGCUGGACCCCGUGAGCCGUGCAGCCUGACUGUACCCUCCGGGCCCUUGGUCAUCGGCUUGCUUGCUCUUGCGACCGUGGCCGCCUUCGGCGGCCUUUUACCCCGGAGGCCUCCCGCCUGGGAGGGUCAGUAGAGGCCAGGAGGUUCCUUAGGAGGAUGCUGAGAGGCCUGAGGGAAGGCCCGCGCCAAGUUUCGACGCCUUCCACCACUAGAAUCCGCGGAAAUGCGCGCGGAAAAGAGCGCGCGCGCGCCACCCCAGACCAGACCGCGGGGGGGUUCUGUCCAGCCCUACAACAUAUAUGGCCUUAUAGGUGUUAAAUAUUCGUAGUGCCCCUGCCGAUCCUUCGCCAAUUUUGCGUGAGCUUGUUGUUUAAAUUAAUAGGCGACGACUUGCUAGAGUUCUUCCUCUUUCAUCCAUGACGGUAAGUGUGCGCUUAGAUAGGUGGCUCCGCGAGCCCGCGCUAGCUGUUCUACAAGGCAGGCCGUGUCCUUGUCUUCUCUUUGAAUUCGUAAGUUCGGGCCACGACCCCGAUUCAGGCCACGCAAAUAAAUGCUGGCGGACUUGUAGACAAGUAGACAAAAAAAAAAAACUUAGGUGGGCAGAUGAUGUACUGAAAUGCGACAGGGAGGUCGUCAUGAAAGCUGUGGAGCAGAAUGGAAAAGCACUCCGGUGGGCAAGUCCUGCGCUACUAUGCGACAAGAAACUCGUCAUGAAAGCCGUGGAGCAGAAUG